UUUGUUGCAUUUGUUUGAAAACAAAAAACAAAUUUUUCAUUUUAAAUUUUUAAAAAAUAAUCUCAUUUUUAAAACAAAAUACAAUUAAAUUUUUACUAGAAAUGGAAGAAGUCCUCCAAGAAUCUGAUGAAAUCUUUAAAAAAAUUAAUCUCAUCGAAUCAUUCAUAUCAUUACAUCUUCGUCGUGACAAAAUCGAACCACAUAUCCAAGAAUUGGCCAACAAAACAGAAGAAGUUAAAUCUUUAAUUCAACAAUGUAAUGAAGUUAUGAAAUUUGAAUAUGAUACAGCAAUGAAUGAAUAUAAAUUAAUAAUGCGUAAAAUGCAAGAACAACAAAUUCAAUUCUUAGAUAUGCUAAUAGAAAAACGUAAAAAUGAAGCUACUAAAAAUGGUUCAAAUAGAAAUGAACCUUUGAAACAAAUAAAUGUUAAUGCUGCAGCAUCUGUAGGCUCUGAUGCUUUUGCUACUGAUAAAUCAUAUCUUUCGGUUAAAAAAGCACCUGGAGAUGGUAAAAUGUAUCUGGAAGAAUAUUUGCAAUCACCUUUUGUGAGGAAAACUAGACCCCUUUCAGUUCCUUUUCAAUUCAUGGAUUUCGAGGCCAAAAUAACCCCUGAAAUGUUUGAAACUAUUCCAAAGUACAUGCGAGGCCGGGAGACUGUAGAUGAACUGAAACAAUUUUUAGAUGCCAUCCUUGUACCCUGCUUCAAUGAAAAGUACCAACUUCUUCAUCGACAUAGAGACUGCAUCCGCAAUCACGUCGACUUGGACCUGUGGAAGGUUUACAAAGAUCAAGCCUCAUAUUUCCCAGGACAAAACUUCAUUACCCAAGGUGAUAUAUCACGAAAAAUUAACAAGAUGCUCGACAAGAAGUCACAAAACAAAAUCACAAUGCUCCGGCACUUGGGUAUACUGCAGGAGCAACGUAAGGCACAAACGGUUUGUUACAUCUGGACGGCAAACAAUAUUUGA
Episyrphus balteatus (marmalade hoverfly) is the source of this 968-nucleotide messenger RNA. RefSeq lists its product as uncharacterized. Gene Ontology annotation, cellular component: mitotic spindle; spindle microtubule; outer kinetochore. The transcript has 4 exons. Lineage: Eukaryota; Metazoa; Arthropoda; Insecta; Diptera; Syrphidae. Bases 102 to 968 code for a protein of 288 amino acids. Gene Ontology annotation, molecular function: microtubule binding. Gene Ontology annotation, biological process: mitotic cell cycle; chromosome segregation; cell division. The record is from RefSeq and is a predicted model, not a curated record.